UUUGUUAAUUGAAAGGUCUGUGUCAACCGUUAUUCUGUAACGAAAUUAUGGCGUCUUCUUUAGAAAAUUUGGAAACUCAGUUGGAAAUGUUUGUGGAAAAUGUGCGACAAAUACACAUCAUAGUCAGCGAUUUUCAGCCGCAAAGCCAAAACGUGUUGAAUCAGAAACUCCACGCAAUGGUUCACGGGCUGCAGGAAGUCGAUAAGCUGAAAUCUCAGGUGCAAGACGUGCACGUUCCGCUAGAAGUGUUUGAUUACAUUGACCAGGGCCGCAACCCCCAGCUGUAUACCAAGGACUGCAUCGAAAAAGCGCUGGCCAAAAACGAACAGGUUAAGGGCAAAAUCGACGCGUAUCGAAAAUUCAAGGCGAACAUGCUCCUCGAAUUGAGCAGAACCUUCCCCAACGAAUUGAGCAAGUACCGGGCAUUGAGGGGUGACGAGUAAUUUUUAGGUUAGGUCAGUUUUCUUUUUAAGUUAUCUAUUGUGCGUGCGUGUAUUAAUAAAACAAUUUU
Messenger RNA from Cylas formicarius (sweet potato weevil), 511 nucleotides. RefSeq names its product mediator of RNA polymerase II transcription subunit 10 (gene MED10). Bases 48 to 443 code for a protein of 131 amino acids. Gene Ontology annotation, molecular function: transcription coregulator activity. The transcript has 3 exons. Lineage: Eukaryota; Metazoa; Arthropoda; Insecta; Coleoptera; Brentidae. Gene Ontology annotation, biological process: positive regulation of transcription by RNA polymerase II. Gene Ontology annotation, cellular component: mediator complex; chromatin. The record is from RefSeq and is a predicted model, not a curated record.